AUGAACAACGCUUUCCAGAACGGUACCCGUGUCUUCUUCUGGGAUGCUUCGGGUAAUGUGAAGUACGGCACCGUAAAAUCUACUAGCCGUCUAGGAGAUGGAACCCAGAUUGCUGUCAUUAAAGUGGAUGGUAGUGGGGAAGAAGUCCAGCUACCCGUCUCAACCGUGUCAAAAGUACAAUGAAGACGUUUACUAAUUUCUCUCCAGCCCAUACCCCACGGACUACUUAGACGCAUUGCAAUAGAAUCCCGACCGUAGACUUGACGGACUUAUUGGACUUUCAGCCGUG
This is a messenger RNA of Gloeophyllum trabeum ATCC 11539, 289 nucleotides long. RefSeq lists its product as uncharacterized. The record is from RefSeq and is a predicted model, not a curated record. Lineage: Eukaryota; Fungi; Basidiomycota; Agaricomycetes; Gloeophyllales; Gloeophyllaceae. The transcript has 4 exons. Bases 1 to 183 code for a protein of 60 amino acids.